This is a messenger RNA of Anopheles nili, 3470 nucleotides long. Its product is annotated as transcriptional regulator ovo-like. Lineage: Eukaryota; Metazoa; Arthropoda; Insecta; Diptera; Culicidae. The transcript has a single exon. The record is from RefSeq and is a predicted model, not a curated record. The annotation marks the transcript as partial.
AAGUCGGGUUACUCGUCGUGGUGUGGCAGUAACAACAGCACUGCGGCGUAUUUCCGCUUGCCACAUCAGUCCUCGUCCUCCUCCUCCGUAGCAGCAGCAGCAGUAAAUGUAACGUCAUCUCCGCAUCAGCAGCAACAGCAGCAGCAGCAGCAUCACCAUCACCAACAACAGCAGCAGCAGCAACAGCACUUGCAGCAACAAUCGCAGAUGAAUCACCAUCAACAACAGCAACCUCCGCCGCCGCCAGCACCUCAUCAUCAUCCACAUCAUCAUACGCAUCAUCCGGCAGCGUCGGCGGGGGCUUUGCAUGGACUCCCGCAUGGGCCGCCACAUCUGCAUAACAUGGCUCAUCCGCAGAAUCAUCACCACCCGCAACAGCAGCCGCCACCGCCACAGCAGGGUCCCCAUCAACACUACGCGCAUCCCCAUGCUCAGCAACAGCAACAGCAGCAGCAGCAGCAAUUGACCUUCGCCGAGACGACCAAGUCUACCAUCAUGAAGGCGGCUGCGGCGACCGGUGGCGGUAGUGCAGCCGCCGCUGCGGGAGGCUACGUAUUGCAGGAGAACUACUACAACUCGGCGACGGCGGCAUCAUCGGCAGCAGCGGCUGCAGCACUGAUCGGCCACUCGCCAUACGGUGUUGGGACCGUUGUUCCACCGAUUGGCGCUGGUGCUGCUGGUGUAGGUGCUGCGUGUGCCGCAGCUGCAGCGGCGGCCGCCAUUUCGGCCAGCAAACCCCGGUUUAAACUCUAGAAUGCAGUCUGUCACUGUUGAAAAACGAAGAAAGGAGGAGAGGAAUGAAUGUAGCAGGUCAAGUGGAAAAGGAAAAAAAGAAGUACCGGACGGAAGAGAAACGGAAAAGGAAAUUUCAUUUAAUAUAAACGAUAUCCUUAAAUAUUAUUGAUAAAAGAAAGCAAGCAAAAAAAGAUACACACAAUACACAUGCGAAACAGAUCCACAAAAAGAAAACAUUAUAUAUACACAGGUCGCAUUAACGAGCAGAGGCGCAAAAGUAUGUGGGAAAUUGAUACAAAAUGAUGGCAAACAACAAACAAACAAACAAAAACUUAACAUGUACAACACAACUAUCAUCCCCACCUCCAACCCUCAUCCUUUUACCCAGUUAAAGGAAACUUAGUUUUAGACGCUAAGCGGAUGGAUGGAAGAAACGUAUUGAAAAGUAGCAUCAGCAUGAGUUGAAGGAAACAGAUAUUGAAACGUUCAAUGUACGUACUCCGCGGAUAUGGAUUUAGCUUUACUGCACCCCAUCAGCGGGGUGCAUCAAAACGCAAAACUAUUCUUCUAGGAAAGCUUCAUUCCGGGCCGCGAGAGUUAUACUGAGACUUACAGGGUUAAAAUCUCAAGAUGCGGAACAAUGCCUCUCUCGGUUCGUUGCUGCCUUCGCAUCGUAACCUAAAUAAGCAACCAAAAACGAACCAGGGACGGAACAGGGGGACACUCUGAGUGUCGCAGGCGUCGUGAGACUGAACCUUUGGUUGCUAUUCGGUUUGGUGUGAGUCGGUUUUGUGUCCCCCGCGCGAAUUUCAUGAAUCAAAAAAAAACUUACAUCGAAAAGUAAUAUUGCCUACGUUUUCAAUGGGUGUCGAUACGAGAGAGGCUUUAAAUACAAUUUACGAAAUCGCUUAAAGGAACAAUAUGAGGGACUUCGUUUGCAACAAUAGAGCUCAGCUGGGAUCUGGGAGCCGGACGCGUUUGCAUAUGGAGAGCGAGAGAGAGGAGGUUGCGAAUGUUUCGUUAAAUUUGGUCAUUUGUCUGUUGUAUGCCACAUUUUAAAGGACUUAUAGGAUCCUAGGAAACAAACAAAUCCUUAUCUAUUGUAACACAGAAGCAGUUAAUGGACGAUGGAUGUUUUUAGAGGGUACAUUGAUAUGUCUAAAACUAGCAGCAACAGUAACAACACAAGAAGGUAGAGCAUAGUCGAGCGAGACAGCAAGAGGAGACCGUUUAAAAGUUUCCUCGGUAGAAGCAGGAGUUAGCGACGCACCGUAUCGUUGUUAUGGUGGAGCGGAAGUAUGCCUCUAAAGCAUACCUCUUUACAACCGUUGCGACGCGCGACAAUGCAGUUCGGGCGGCGAGAGCAAGUCAAGUGCUCAUGGAUGUGGCAGGAAGAAGGAAGAUUGGAGCAACACGAAGAAUUUUGUAAUAGUGGUUAAUUUGAAAUUAUUAUGGAGCUGAAGAAGAAAUAAUCCUAACACGAAACAACAAAACAAAUUCUCUCCCCGCUUUGGUAUUGGAUUAUUUAGUGGAGUUCUUAUUGCGUUUGGAUGGGGUGAAGAGAAUGAAGAGAAACGUUGCGGGAGCAUGGCUGGUGAGGCAAGGCGGCGACGAUUUCGGUGACAUAAUCGAUGGUGAGUUGUUGGAAAAUUUAAAGAAUCGGAUUUUGGAGCGGUCGCCAUUUUUGGCCUCAUUGCGUAGUGCUAUAAACUUCUUCCUAAUUUUAGUUUCAAAAGCCCGCAGGUAGCAAAGGUAUAAAUGUUUAUUUUUGCCCUAUUGUGUUACCAACUGCCACGUGUAUUGACCGUAAUUGGUGCGUGGUCCUGUUUCCUAUGCAUUGUUGAUUACGUAGUUGUGUUUACGCUUAGAGCUGGAAAAAAUGACGUGAAAUCUAAUCGGGAAUCAUUACUACUCCCCAUUUGGAUGCAUCAGAAAACGUAUGCCAUGUGGGAGUAGAAUUGAAGAGCUGGAACUGCUUAAAUCAUCGGUUGGGGUUCGGAUUAUUUUUUACACGAAAUACACUGUAAUUUUGAGUAGCGUGAUAAAAGGUUCACUGACACUAGUAACAUCCUCAAAUCAAGAAAAAAAAACAUCGUGCAAGAACGUGCAUAUAAGUAUAUCCCCACGCAUACACUACAAUUAAACCGCAAUGUUUCCGUGAUAGAGCUGAUGCAUAAGGUUAAAAAAGGGCAAAAAAAACAUGUAAAAAUGGAAACUGAUAAAAUAUCAGCCUUUUAGUGUCGAUGGACGUCUACAAAGUAUGUAAUGGAACUGUCACUUAAACAUAAAAAGUAUAAAAAUGAAAGAGGAACAAAGAGCAGAAAGAAGCGAUGAACGGAUAAGCAAAUAACAUGGCAGGAAGGUAGGGAAACACGUCUAAUUAUCGUACAAAACAUUAAGAGAACAAACAUGAAAUAGAGGGACAGGAAGUUUAAAGAACAGAAUUUAAAGUAGACGACCAACUUUUACCACACGUAGCGAGCCAAACGUAGAGAACGCAACCCAUGUAACGUUUUUUCACCCAUCGCCAUCGUCCUGUAAGGAAGAACGACAGAAGGCGAGACACUACGCCGGAUGCAGGCGAAGCACGCACAAUACGAAUCGCCGGAUGAUCCUGUUACGGAUGAUUUGAACAAUGUUUUUUGCAAGACUGCUGGUGGGAUUCGUUCAUGUACGGAUAAUUCAGUUCCUUGAUUUACAUGAUGUUGCUGGUUAGGUAUUAUGUUUGAGCGCGU